AUCAGCAGUCAAAGCGCCUGCGCGCGCAGUGUUGCUGGAGCAGAGAAACGGGAGAUGUUCUACUGUACGCAGAGGUUCUAACACCUUCUCACACUCUUUUCUCUGUGAUCUUUAGAGAAUGAGCUUCCUGGUGAACAUCUGGUAGAUUAAGAGGUGAUGAUGGAAACUCCAGCAGGUUUCUGUGGUGGUGGUUGAAGGUGUUCCAGAAGAAAACAAUGACUUCCUGAUGCUACUUUCCUACACAGUUAACAAUUACUUCUACAAACCCAUCAGAUUUCGUCAAGAGGAAUACUUCAGACUUCUGAGGUAAAGUGUGAUUAAUUAAGAGAAAAUGGAACUUACAAGAAGCUCCAGUGUUCAGAAAACAUCUGCUCAAAACCAAGACAGAACUCAUCACUGCUCAGAGUGUGGGAAAAGUUUUAUUCAACUGUAUCAUCUCCAAAGACACCAGCGUAUCCACACGGGAGAGAAACCGUAUCACUGCUCAGAGUGUGGGAAGAAUUUUAUUCAGAAGAGUCAUCUCCAUAGACACCAGCUCAUUCACACAGGAGAGAAGCCGUAUCUUUGCCCGAAGUGUGGGAAGAGUUUUAAUCGGAAGACUCAUCUUCAAAGACACCAGCUCAUUCACAGAGGAGAGAAACCGUAUCACUGUUCAGAGUGUGGGAAGAGUUUUAGAGAAAAACCCACUCUCAGAAUCCACCAGCGCAUCCACACAGGAGAGAAACCUUAUCAGUGCCCAGAGUGUGGAAAAAGCUUUAGAGAGAGAAGUACUCUGCAAGUGCAUGAACGCAUUCACACAGGAGCGAAACCGUAUUGCUGUUCUGAGUGUGGAAAGAGUUUUGGUGUACAGAGUAAUCUCCACACACACCAGCGCAUUCACACUGGAGAGAAACCGUAUUACUGCUCAGAGUGUGAGAAGAGCUUCAGGCAUUUGAACUCUCUGAAGAUGCACGAGUGCACUGUGAGCAAGGCUGAAACGUAUGAUGGCAUCAGUGGAAUACUUUGGACUCCAGAAGUAAGACCAGAGAUCAGUUGUGAGAACAUGACAUCCAGAAGAAGCUCCAGAACUCAGAAAACGUCCUCUGAUACUCUACGCACUGAUGCAUCUCACAUACAAGUGGGAGAAAAUGCAGACAAAGAGAAAAAUCGCUAUUGUCUGGACUGUGGGAAAAGUUUUACUCAACAGGGUCAUCUCACAAGACAUCAGCGCAUUCACACUGGAGAGAAACCGUAUCAGUGCUCAGAGUGUGGAAAGAGUUUUUCUCAACAGAUUCACCUCCAGCUACACCAACAUGUUCACACAGGAGAGAAGCCAUAUCUCUGUUUAGAGUGUGGGAAGAGAUUUGCUCAACAUGGUCAUCUCCAUCUACAUCAGCGCAUUCACACAGGAGAGAAACCGUAUCAGUGCUCAGAGUGUGGAAAGAGUUUUAAUCGACAGACUCAUCUCCGAACACACCAGCACAUUCACACAGGACUGAAACCUUAUUACUGUUCAGAAUGUGGCAAGACUUUUAACCAUCCAAAUAGUCUUGAUCUACACCAGCGCAUCCACACAGGAGAGAAACCGUAUCACUGUUCAGAGUGUGGGAAGAGUUUUUAUCAACAGAGCACUCUCAAAGCACACCAGCGCAUCCACACAGGAGAGAAACCGUAUCACUGUUCAGAGUGUGGGAAGAGUUUUUAUCAACAGAGCACUCUCAAAGCACACCAGCGCAUCCACACAGGAGAGAAACCGUAUCACUGUUCAGAGUGUGGGAAGAGUUUUCAUCAACAGAGCACUCUCAAAGCACACCAGCGCAUCCACACAGGAGAGAAACCGUAUCACUGUUCAGAGUGUGGGAAGAGUUUUCAUCAACAGAGCGGUCUCAAAGCACACCAGCGCAUACAUACUGGAGAGAAACCAUAUCAGUGCUCAGAGUGUGGAAAGAGUUUUACGACACAGAGUUCUUUCCAAAAACACCAGCUCCUUCACACAGGAGAGAUUCACACUGUUCAGAGUGUGAAUGAAGCUUCAGGCUUAAAGUGCACUAAGAGUAAGGCAAAAACCUAAGAUAUGUGAAUUUGUCAAAUCAUAAAACAUGAUUUUAGAUCUUUUUCUGGCCCAUUUUCCAUGUAGCAAAAAGCUGCCCUAUAACCUAAAUAUAAAGAGCCUGCAGCAAUUAUGAACUGAGAGUUAUUGUACACAGUGAUUUAAAAUAAUGUGCUUUGGUGAAUACCACUUUAAAUUACAAAUAUGCAUGCACUCUAGAACUUGGAGUUCACAAUUUGUGGCAAAUUUGACAAAUUAUAUGUAUGUAUGCGUAUCAUCUACAGAGCAUGUUAGACAAAAAUCAAGCCAUGAAAUCAAAUUGUGCUGAGGCACAGAUCUGGACAUAUGGACCAAAUCUUUCCCAAAGCAUUGAAUGUGUCCAGGGGCAACGUGGAAUCAAUUUUUGUUAAGUGGAAGAAGUUUGAAACCGAUAUUUUCUAGAAUUUGGACAUCUGAGUACCCAGUCAAGAGGGGCCAUUGGUCAGGUAGUUUACAACAGACUUGGGGGCAAGUUACUAAGUUGCAAGUAACAAGUCUUGACACUCAAGGAGUGAGAACUUUCUGAUCCUGUUCACGUAAGAAUGCAACCUUAAGCAACCUUGAUGCCAUUUCAACACUCGAUACCAAAAAUACUGGUGACAGUAAUAUAACAAUUUAGUGACAGCACGUUAAUAGUGUUAGUUUAUUGUUGUUGUUUUCUUUUUUUACCCUUCCAAAUAAAUUACAAAACCCAUGGUACACGAAUAACCAUGAUGGACAUAAUGGUACAUGUGAAAAGGGCAACUACACAUGAAAUGAAUUUUGACUUUAAUAAAAAAAGUAUUUAAAGAUGAUUUGUGGGUAAUUUCUGGGAACAUGGAAUAAACAUAAAAACUAGUUCAGCAAGCAAAAAAAAAAAAACCACUAGUUUGAAGUGAAUUUAGACGACAAAGAGCAGAGACCCAGACAACCUUGUUGAUCCAAGUUUAUAGCACAGACAGUAAAUCUAAUCUGGGUAAUCUAUGAAGCUACAGUUGGCUUCUUGUUUUUAAUUUUCUAUUACACCUUAAAUUUUAGGUGGAACAAAAAUUUAAAUAUGAAUGUCAAUUUCAGUUUUGUGGUGAAUGUUGUGCUUGAUAUAACUGCAGAAACAGCAGUUCAAGUCUUUGCAAAGUUUCCCAGUAAGACUGGAUGCCUUUGAGGCCAUUGAUGCUUUACAAAUUUCUAGCUUAUGGAUGCAAACUUGUAUUUUCACUUGUUUUCUGCAAUAAAAUAAGCCAAGAACAAA
Messenger RNA from Colossoma macropomum (tambaqui), 3296 nucleotides. RefSeq names its product zinc finger protein 345-like. The transcript is spliced from 4 exons. Gene Ontology annotation, molecular function: RNA polymerase II cis-regulatory region sequence-specific DNA binding; DNA-binding transcription factor activity, RNA polymerase II-specific. NCBI's taxonomy places the organism in Eukaryota, Metazoa, Chordata, Actinopteri, Characiformes, Serrasalmidae. Gene Ontology annotation, biological process: regulation of transcription by RNA polymerase II. The coding region runs from base 332 to 2050 and encodes 572 amino acids. The record is from RefSeq and is a predicted model, not a curated record. Gene Ontology annotation, cellular component: PcG protein complex; transcription regulator complex.